Oldenlandia corymbosa var. corymbosa is the source of this 1651-nucleotide messenger RNA. Lineage: Eukaryota; Viridiplantae; Streptophyta; Magnoliopsida; Gentianales; Rubiaceae. The record is from the annotation of a GenBank genome assembly.
AUUGGAUUAGGUGAAAUAAUAGAGAAGUACCAUAAAAUAAUGACCAAUUUUUUUUUCUCAAUCUCAAUAGUCAAAUUGGUAUCAAAGAACAGUCAGAGGACAACUCAUUAUUGGAACAUGUCCUUACAGGUUUAACCUUUUCUUGGUUGUUAACAAAUGAUUUUGAACAGGUUUUACCUCAAAAUAUGUCAUCAUUGGAGGGUAAAAGAAAGGACAAUUUGCGGCUAUAAAAGGAAGACUAGAAGCGGCAUCAUAAGCAUAAGCAAACAGCCAUAGUUUUCUAGUAAAGAUGGGGAGCCACCACACUCCUCUCCUCGCCACCUUUCUGGUGGUGUUUCUUGCUAUUUGCCUUCCUCUAGAAACCUCAGCUGACGAUCAUUACAAGUACUCAUCUCCUCCCCCUCCCCCUCCGGUGUACAAGUACAAGUCUCCACCACCACCACCUCCGGUUUAUAAGUACAAGUCUCCUCCACCGCCUCCUCCGGUCUACAAGUACAAGUCUCCCCCGCCACCACCCCCUUAUAAGUACAAGUCUCCACCACCACCUCCUCCGGUCUACAAGUACAAGUCUCCCCCGCCACCACCCCCUUAUAAGUACAAGUCUCCACCACCACCUCCUCCGGUCUACAAAUACAAGUCUCCCCCGCCACCACCCCCUUACAAGUACAAAUCUCCUCCACCACCCCCAUACAAGUACAAGUCUCCACCACCACCUCCUCCGUACAAGUCCCCGCCGCCACCGCCAGUAUACAAGUCUCCACCACCACCUCCUCCUAAAUACAACUCUCCACCACCACCACCGCCUAAAUACAAGUCGCCACCACCACCUCCUCCUGCAUACAAGUCUCCACCACCGCCGCCGCCUAAGUACAAGUCCCCACCACCUCCUCCUCCGGUAUACAAGUCUCCUCCACCACCACCUCCUAAAUACAAGUCCCCACCGCCACCUCCACCUAAGUACAAGUCUCCUCCUCCUCCACCGCCAGUCUACAAGUCCCCACCGCCACCUCCACCAAAGUACAAGUCCCCUCCACCACCGCCAGUUUACAAGUCUCCACCGCCGCCGCCACCAAAGUACAAGUCCCCUCCUCCACCACCACCAGUCUACAAGUCUCCACCACCACCGCCGCCUAAGUACAAUUCUCCUCCACCACCUCCACCAGCAUACAAGUCUCCGCCACCCCCACCGCCUAAGAACAACCACCCCCAUCCGUACAAGUCCCCGCCACCACCGCCAGUUUACAAAUCUCCACCACCACCUCCUCCCAAAUACAAGUCUCCUCCACCACCACCGCCCAAGUACAAGUCGCCACCACCACCACCUCCGGUAUACAAGUCUCCUCCACCACCACCUCCUAAGUACAAGUCCCCACCACCUCCUUCUCCGGUAUACAAGUCUCCACCGCAACCUCCACCAAAGUACAAGUCUCCUCCUCCUCCAGUCUACAAGUCCCCACCCGCACCUCCGCCUAAAUAUAAGUCUCCUCCACCACCUCCAAUUUACAAGUCCCCACCAUCCCCACCAAAGUACAAGUCUCCUCCACCACCGCCACCUAAGCACAAAUCUCCUCCUCUACCUCCUCCAGUUUAUAAGUUUCCACCACCACCUCCGCCUAAAUACAAGUCUCCACCACCUCCAAAGCACUACUGA